Homarus americanus (American lobster) is the source of this 1019-nucleotide messenger RNA. RefSeq names its product U8-agatoxin-Ao1a-like. Gene Ontology annotation, cellular component: extracellular region. The transcript is spliced from 3 exons. NCBI's taxonomy places the organism in Eukaryota, Metazoa, Arthropoda, Malacostraca, Decapoda, Nephropidae. The record is from RefSeq and is a predicted model, not a curated record. Gene Ontology annotation, molecular function: ion channel inhibitor activity. The annotation marks the transcript as partial.
CCUACAGGACGCGAGGAGGAUGGAGUACAACAAGCUGAACCAGACUAUGCGGCCGACUUGCUGGAACGUCUUCUGGCUCGCACACAAAAACGCGACGAUGUGGCAGGAAGCGACCCUAUUAAGAGAUGGAGGUCGUGCAUCCGCCGUGGGGGAAUGUGCGACCACCGCCCCAAUGACUGCUGCUACAACUCCUCCUGCCGCUGCAACCUGUGGGGCACCAACUGCAGGUGCCAGCGUAUGGGGAUCUUCCAGCAGUGGGGGAAAUAAAUCUUCACCGCCAUUUGUAUCUGCCCAAGGUGACGUCGGGGACCUCACCGCACCUCGACUUCCCCUACUGUCGCGACUGUCUUCCUCCUUCUUGCAGCAGCGUCCCUCACCACAAGCUGUGACUUCUCCUUCAGCUAGUUCUCCUGCGUUGUUUCUUAUCACCUUCCUUGUUCUCUAUCAUCUCCAGCUGGAACUACAACCAUCAUCACUUGAUUCUUGUUACACUCACCAAAAGUUAUCUCGUGUAUACAGCAAGGAGAAAUGAAAUCAAGAGCCGUUUUUGUCCUAAGGGCGACACUUAAAAAAACUAAAACAUAUUAUAAUGUCUUUCCAAUAAUAAAAGUUUACCCUCCUCACGUUUUCUGUGACGGGGCUAGUCGAGGUCAGCGUAGCGUCUCUUCCUACCUAAGUGUUGGGUGUCAUAAAUAUGUGGGUUCAGGUAUAUUAGCCUUGGUAACCUCCACUAAAAAGUGUUAUACAUGCAUGUUCUUGGUUGUAUAUCGGUUGUGAGCUGUACUAACGGUGUGGGUAUUCGUCAUUGGCCGAUCCCCUCCUCCAGCCACUUGAAUUAGCCAAUCACAAUACCCAUACUUCAAAGCCAGGAUCUGAUUGGGUAUACUCCAGCCACAUACCCUAAUUAGGCCCUGGCUUGACAUAUCUACCUGUAUCUUUUGAAAGUGAACAGAGUUUUAAAAACAGAGUGAAUUAUCGAAUCAUAUGGUAUAUAUACAUAAUAAAGUGUCUAUGUGUAA